Messenger RNA from Nematostella vectensis (starlet sea anemone), 5186 nucleotides. RefSeq lists its product as uncharacterized. The transcript is spliced from 18 exons. NCBI's taxonomy places the organism in Eukaryota, Metazoa, Cnidaria, Anthozoa, Actiniaria, Edwardsiidae. Bases 573 to 4580 code for a protein of 1335 amino acids. Gene Ontology annotation, cellular component: extracellular region. Gene Ontology annotation, molecular function: peptidase inhibitor activity. The record is from RefSeq and is a predicted model, not a curated record.
UCAAGCCUUUUUCGCGGUGUUAUUUGUGAGCCUUAAAGCUCCGGCUGAUUUCAUUUUAGCUGUAUAAUCCAGUAGGAACUAGUAGGCCCUUUGCCUGUUCGCUUUGCUUCGCUACAGUGUCAAUAUCGAUUAAUUCAUUGUGUUAUCAUACUGGGGUAUACUGCACACUAACUUCAACAGUCUUGCUACAAACUCCCUUAUGUCGUGACUGUCAACUAAUCGCGUAGACCGGCGACAGCUUUACUUUGUCCUUCACACAACUUUCGCAUAUUCAUCGCUAAAGUGCUAUUUGCACUUGUAUUAGCCUUGUUUGUUUUCCCUUAAUUCCAGUCUGCUCAAUUACCGUGUCAUGUGCAGUGUGGGUGGAAUGCUAAACUGGGGCAAUCAACUCUCCCGUCACUUUGGCCCGGCCGAGAACUGGCGCACGCCUGCUAGGCCGAUCAUUGCUCUCACCCUACCCUUUGGUUCCCAGUCGUUCAUGCGAGGAGUUCUUUGUUGCUAGCAGUACUUAGUCACGGUUCGGCUAGUCCAAAUCAGCAGUAGUUAGCAGGCUUUAGGGUAGCAGAUACAGCAUGGCGCCUCUCGAUAAUUUGUUUCUUCUACUCGCUGUUGUGUGCUUCACUCGUGGCAUAGCCUCAGCGAUCACACCUCCGGCUUGUAAUGUAGUUCCAGCCGCAGAUAAAUGCGCGGGAGGGAUCUUUAGCCAGUGUGCGCGAGAUAACGAUUGUCCAGCCGCCAAAAAAUGCUGCUGGGAUGGCUGCUACAGGAGAUGCACUGACGUCACCAAGACAUCCACACAUGUCCAGCGUACGAAGCAUGGCACAUGUCCACGGGUGCAUAUGGUGUUCCCUUGCACGGCCAAGGCAGACUUUUGUCUAGACGACUCCCACUGUGCUGGUGAUGAGAAAUGCUGUAUUGGUCAGGACUGCGGGAAAAAUUGCAUGCUCCCGCAACAUCUCACUAAAGUGAAAAAAGAACAAAACAAGAAGAAGGACAUGUGCCCUUUCCUGCUAGCGCCCAUCUCGUGCGAGAAACCGGUCAUCGAAUGUUCUAGUGACAUUCACUGUAGCAUUGGGAUGAAGUGCUGUUCAGAUACGUGUAACAGUAAAUGCGUGGAGUCGCAAACACUCGAAGGCAUCGGACGCAAGGCACAGAUCGUGCCUAUCACAGAGCCAAUCAUACUCGACAAACCGGGUCAGUGCCCAAUCCUGGAGAUGCCAGAAGUCUGUAAUCCGCAUGCUUACGAGUGUAAUUAUGACGUCGACUGCUGGGAUAGUGAUAAGAAAUGUUGUGAUAAUGGCUGCACCAGCGUUUGCGUACCUCCGGUGACACAACAAACUACUGCCUUGCCGACAAGUAAACGAACGCCGACACCAGCCACCGAACCGGUAUUUACCACUCAACGGACGCCGACAGCAAAACAAAUGCCAACGACAGAACGAAUACCAACGUCGGAACAAAAACCGACGACAAAACGAGUGCCAACGACGGGGCAAAUCCAGGCGACCCCCGAAAUGCCUACGACCAAGCAAAUACCGAUUACUGAAAGAAUGCGUAGCACCAAGCAAAUGCCGGCAACAUACCAAUUUUCUACGACCAAUAAAAUGCCGAUGAGCGAGAAAAAGCCGACGACUAAGCAAUUACCAAUCACCGAAAAAAAGCCGACGACAACUAAGCUGCCGAUGACUGAGCAAAUACCUACGACCAAUAAAAUGCCGAUGACCGAGAAAAAGCCGACGACUAAGCAAUUACCGAUCACCGAAAAAAAGCCGACGACAACUAAGCUGCCGAUGACUGAGCAAAUACCUACUACCAAGCAAACGGCGAUGACCGAGAAAAAGCCGACGACUGAGCGAAAGCACAGGACCAGAUCAACACCAGAUACACCCUUCUCUACAUGGUCACCGGUCACCAUGGAAACAGGUUCGCCACGACCAGGUGACACCAUGACUGUCAACGUGAUGACGGAAGAGAUUUUGGCUACCUCCCUGGAGUCGACGACAAUGCCACUGCGUUCCACAUCAGCUCCAACAGAGCGCUCCACCUCGUCCCAAAAGCCUACGUCCGAUAUUAACUCAGCAACAUCCAGAGCACCCUCGAUUGCAAUAGAUGUAAUGACCACUGAAGAACCGACGUACCCUUCAGAAGGAAAAGAAGGCAUCUGGAUUUUUCCCGACCGCCUGAUGACUGAGGCUGGCAAGACGGCGGGUGCCGCGUGUACGGUCAGGGGGGAGCCCUUCGAGGGGUGGUACUCCCCCAAGGGGAUCAAGAUAACCUCUACUGAUACCUCGGAUAACGUGCACGUGACCAAGCAAGGGCAGGACUACUUCCUCGUCAUCAAAAAGACGGAUGUCAGUCAUGGAGGGAAGUACAUGUGUCGCGGAGCCUUCGAGAAGACCGCCUUUGACCUCAAGAUUAAAGUUGCCGUGGAAAAGAAGAAGAGCUUUCAAUAUUUGAGGCCUGGUGAAGUAGGCCUAAUCGAAGUCUCCAUCCGCGGCUACCCCCUGCCCAAGAGUAAGUGGAUCAAGGACAACCAGCCGUUAAACUACCGCACGGGCCGCUACGCCGUCGGCAAAAUGGGUUUUCUCGGGAUCAAGAAUGUCCAGAGAUCCGACAAGGGGAUGUAUUCACUGGUGCUCGAUAACGCGCUGGAGGCAGACGUGGAAGUUCAAGUAGUUCAAGAGAGUUGCCCAACACCAACGUACUCGGCGGCUUGCCUAGACUCAGACGCAAUAGACAAAUGCCAGACAGACAGAGAUUGUCAAGAUCAAUUUAAAUGCUGCUUUGACGGCUGUCGGUAUAACUGCAUACUCCCUAAACCCGACCCGGCCGAGCAUUCAACUUGCCCUGUGAUGUCGCGUAUUCCGUAUAUGUGCAAUCCUACUACGCAUGCGUGUGACACUGACGAUGACUGUAUUGGUGGAGCCAAGUGCUGCUCGGACUCGUGUAGCCGCAGGUGUACCGCGCCUGACCAGACCAGGACUGAACCGCAAGUGAAGGCGUUCAGUCCUGGUCGCGACCGGCUUAACACAGGAGAAGCUGUCAGGCGAGUCUGCCUGGUCUACCGACAGCCGUUUGUAGGCUGGUUCGCAUCAAAUGGGCAGAAAAUUAUGUCAUCACGUGAUGAGCGCAUGUUCGUGGAGGAUCAUGGUAUAUAUAAGGUCCUUGUCAUACGUAAUGUGACCGUAGAGGAUGCUGGGACGUAUGAGUGCCAGGGUGCUCUCCAUAACGCGACGACCGAAAUCAAGGUGAAAAUGGACAUCGGUGAGUUUAGAGACGCGAUCAUGCUAAAGCCGGGCGCCAUCGGCCUAGUCCCCCUCGCUAUCCGCAGUUACCCCCUCUCGAAGUUCGUCUGGUACAAACGCGGCAGACCGCUAGACAUGGAUAGCGGGCGCUUUAGUGUGAGCCCGAGUGGAUCCCUGGGAAUCCGCCGCGUCCGAUCGGUGGAUGUUGGUAUCUACACCCUGAAGGCACAAGGGGGGGACGAAGGCGUGGUGCAGGAUACGGGGAUCAGCGUGGCGGUGGCGGUGGAAGGUGUGGAUUUCACCGUGUGGCAAGAAUCCUUUGCGCCCGGAGCGACGGUGAGGUGCCUGAAGAAUGAAAUGUACAUCGAGCUGGAGCGGAAGGUUCUCGAUGGAUACAGCGUGAAAGACCUGAGUUUGGCUGAUCCUUCGUGCCGCGCAGUGUCAAACGGAACGCACUACUCGUUCAAGGCCCCACUCGUGGGGUGUGGUACUAAGAGCAAGUUCGCUAAAGAUGCGGUCGUGUACUCGAACGUGGUGAAGGAGUUUAGAGGCGCGGAUAACAUGAUCACGCGAGUUCAAGAUGUUAAUAUCCCAUUUAGUUGUUUCUACACGAGUGAGGGGGUUACUUCGACAUUCGGAUUGCUCCCCAUGAAGAUCCGCCGGGUCAUGGAUGGAGGCAACGCGACCACAAACUUUGUCCUGUCCAUGGAGCUGUUUCGAGAGCAGUCCUUUACGAACGCAUACGCGACGGCAGACUUUCCUCUGAGAGUAACAGUCAACAACCGCCUGUUUGUUCAAGUCAGUAUCGACUCGCCAGACAAACGGCUGAACGUGCGGGCUGAUCGUUGCUACGCGACACCCACACAAAAUCCCAACCACAUGAUCCAGUAUGACAUCAUCCGUGAAGGAUGUAAAGUCGACCCGACAGUUGUAGACUACCCGGGGCCCUCGGACACCCAAAGGUUCAGCUUCAAGGCAUUCAAGUUCAUCUCUCCCGGUCAACAAUUCGUCUACCUCCACUGCCAUCUAUUGGUGUGUAAUGCGUCAGAUCCAAACUCUCGCUGCGCUCAGUCCUGCUCGUCCUUCUCCCGCCGAUAUCGUAGGUCCGCUGCCGAGGUGGAGCUUACUCAAGGCCCUAUCAUGCUUGUCCAAACUCCACCGGACACACUGACACAGAAGCAGGAAGCGAGUAGCUGGACUAUGUAUGUCUGGGUCGUCGGUGGAAUGGCGGCAUUCUGUUUCAUCUGCUUAAUUGCCAUGGCUUACAUGAGAAAACAAAUUAGCAAACAACGAAGCAAAGCUGAUGCUGACCCGGCCAGGGAGACUAACGUUUGAACUGACAAGUACGGGUCCGGAGGGGACGGUGUCUUAAGGCAGCCAUUACAAGCUGAAAGGGCAUUCUCAUUUGACCUUUUUAUUCUCUUUAAAAGAACUGUGAAUUUGGAAUUUUUAGCGCAACAAUAAAAACACAUCGAAAAAUGGCAAUUGUUUUAGACAAAAAUAAGAACUAGGGCACUAAAACAUGUUAGUGUGCUAAGAUGAUCACGCGCAAAAACUCCAUGUUCACAUGAAAUGUUCGUAAGAUAGAAUAGGCAGUUUUCUACCCACUGUUGGUUCUAUUUUUAGAUAUAAUAGAUUAAUAUUUUUAUAAUAUUUGUGCCUUACCCUCGAAGGGACAGUGACUUUAUGUCAUGAGAAGCAGGCAAGACUGAAUCGAGAUGUGGUUGAUUACCAUAAGUUGUUCCAGUCCUUACAGAGACAAGCAUUUGCUUUAGUUUCCCUUUUGAGGUUAUAUAAAAAAAUGCGAGAUAUUGGAAAGUCCAAGAAGUAAGAAAAUUCAGUGAAAUGCCCCUGAGAAUUGCAUACAAAAUAUUUUGGCUAAAAUAGAAAUUAUAGAAGGAUAAUAAUUUUUAUAUUGAAAUAAAGUUAGACGAAAAGUCA